Messenger RNA from Pyrus x bretschneideri (Chinese white pear), 3496 nucleotides. Its product is annotated as zinc finger CCCH domain-containing protein ZFN-like. NCBI's taxonomy places the organism in Eukaryota, Viridiplantae, Streptophyta, Magnoliopsida, Rosales, Rosaceae. The transcript has 8 exons. Bases 433 to 1764 code for a protein of 443 amino acids. Gene Ontology annotation, molecular function: mRNA binding; metal ion binding. The record is from RefSeq and is a predicted model, not a curated record.
GUCUGGUUGAGAGAUGGUUGGUUUUUAUUCCUCUUCUCGUUUGUGGAGAGGAGAACACACCGCUCUCUCUCUCCUCUCUCUGUCCCUCUCAUCAUCUCUCUGUUAAAACUGCUUUCUCUCUCUCCAUGUAAAAGUUUCUCUCUCUAGAAAGCUGUUAUUCUUGUUAAUUUGGCUCUCUGUUUUCUUUGUUUGGUCUGGGUUUGGUCUGGUUUAGAUAGAGAGAGGGAGAGAGGGGAGAGAGAGGAGAGAUAUAGUGUGUGUGUCUGAUCGUUGAGAGGGGGAUUUGGGUAGAGUGCCGGGUAGUUGAGGGGGAGGGGUUGAGUGAAUGAAUGGGAAUUCCGGUGGGGUUUGCUAGAGUGACGGCCAGGUGGUGGUGGUGGUGCUGCUGCUGACGACUUAACUUACUGUCUCUCUCUCGCCGGCGACGGAGCCAUGGACUUCGAUGCCGGAAUUCCCAUGUCUCGUGCUGCCGCGCCCGUCACCGACGCUCGCUCACUGUCACCCUCCUUGACCCAAGAUGCAAUGUGGCAAAUGAAUUUGAGAUCAAGUGAAACAAUGGAAGCCGGGCCCUAUCCCGAGCGUACUGGAGAGCCAGAUUGUUCUUAUUACAUCAGAACAGGACUUUGUAGAUUUGGGGCGACAUGUCGCUUUAAUCAUCCACCUAACCGCAAGCUGGCUAUUGCCGCUGCAAGGAUGAAGGGAGAGUUCCCCGAAAGAAUUGGACAACCAGAGUGUCAGUACUACCUGAAGACAGGAACCUGCAAGUUUGGAGCAACAUGCAAGUUUCAUCAUCCUAGAGACAAGGCGGGAAUGGCUGGAAGAGUUGCCUUAAAUAUCUUAGGCUAUCCACUUCGACCGCAGAAUGAGGUCGAAUGUGCUUAUUAUUUACGAACUGGACAAUGCAAGUUCGGAAGCACUUGUAAAUUCCACCAUCCCCAACCUACUAAUAUGAUGGUUUCAGUGGGCGCCUCUCCUGUAUAUCCUACUGUCCAAUCUCCAACUACUCCUGGCCAGCAGUCGUAUGCGGGAGGAAUUACAAAUUGGUCAAGAGCAUCUUUUAUUCCCAGUCCACGCUGGCAAGCUCAAUCAAGUUAUGCUCCUCUCAUUGUUCCUCAAGGAGUGGUAUCAGUCCCGGGAUGGAACACAUACAGUGGCCAAGUUGGCUCCGUUUCAUCUCCAGAGAGUCAGCAACAAACAGUGGGAAACAGUCAGAUGUAUGGAACUUCACACCAAGGUGAACCGGAAAAUUCAGGAUCUCAAGGGGGCUUUUCUCCUUACAGUUCCGGUUCCAUCCCUGUGGGGUUCUAUGCAUUGCAAAGGGAAAAUGUAUUUCCUGAGAGACCUGGCCAGCCUGAGUGCCAGUUUUAUAUGAAGACCGGCGAUUGUAAGUUUGGUGCAGUCUGUAGAUUCCAUCAUCCUAGGGAGAGGUUAAUUCCUGCUCCAGACUGUGUUUUGAGUCCAAUGGGCCUUCCUUUACGACCGGGAGAACCUUUGUGCAUCUUCUAUUCUCGUUAUGGUAUCUGUAAGUUUGGACCAAGUUGCAAGUUCAACCACCCUAUGGGUAUCUUCACUUUGAAUCUCUCUGCAUCAUCUUCGGCUGAUGCCCCAGCCCGGCGUUUGUUGGGUUCAACGUCGGGGGCUGCUUCAUUAAAUUUAUCAUCAGAAGGGCUAGUCGAAGCAGGAUCAGCAAAGCCCAGGAGACUUUCAUUGUCAGAGCCGAGGCAGAUGCCUAGUGCUGAGGAUAACAUUGACACAGAGGAGUGAAAAGCGGCUCGAAAGCGAGCCAUUUACAUUAACAAUCUUUUGAGGGAUAAAGAAGAGUCUGGUAUGAUAUCUGUAAAUUGAAGUUGAUUAUGUCCUGAAAAUGCAUUCAGCUGACAGAUUCAACUUUCUGAAUUUCACAUUGCUGCAUUGUAUAAAACAUCUCCAAAUGUUGUCACUUGGAAAACCCAAUGUGAACAUUCUGUCCAUCCCAAAUCCCAAAUUUUCUCAUGUUAUGAUUUAUUUUUCGCGGGUAUUACUUGAAGCCUUGUAAGUUGUAAUGAAAAGUUUGAUAAAAAUAGAAAAUUGUAGGGAAGGAUGAGUCGUGGGAUAAAAAAGAGUUCAAAAUAUAUUGUAUGCAUCUUGUAAUUUGUUUUAUAUGUUUUUUUAUCAGGUUUAUUGUUGACAUCAUUUGACCAAAUAAAUGUCAUGACCUAAACCGUUCAUUCACUUUGGAUGUCCAAAUCCAAUCAUUCAUUCCUCGCUACCCCACUUCCGCCAACUAGCCGUUUGAUCAAAAUCCAACAGUCCGGAUCCUGGACUAGAUGGAUUUGGUGGAAAGGGAUCCGGACUCGUUGUUAAAUAUUGGUCUGCAUGGAUGGUCCGCACCUUUGGUCCGACAAGAGAAACCCUCGUACCUGUACUGCACAUAAUCAAUCCUCCCUUGUUCCUAAUUUUUCCCAAACCCAACUAAAAACCACUCCCACAGUCGACUCCCUUUCUAGGCUAUUUCUUUACGUUUGAUUUUCCAAUUCCUCAACCCCAAACCCAAACUUACCAAAUCAAGCAGCUCAAAGCAAAUACCCAUUACGGACCCUUGUUACCAUAACAUUAAUGAUCCACCAAAUCGAAUUCAAAGGCCGCUCAAGAGAAAAGAUCAAGGACCCACUUCCCAGCUCACACUCUUUUACCAAAUUCCCAUGACCUUUUGCCUCUCAAAGCUCACACCAAAGUAGCACCCAUCUCAAGAAGCAAUUCAUGAUGCCUGCUCGUGCUCAUGGGGUCACCUUCUCUCUCCUCCUGCUGUCCUUUUUGGCUACCGCUAUCUCCACCACUGAAGCAGCAAGCUUAGACCAUGCCAAUGGGUCUGCAGCUGUGGGGCCACUGGUGCCACUGAUCGGAGCUGAAAAGAUGAAGACUUUGGUGAUGAAUGAGACCAGGAGGAAGUUGGGGAGCUUCCGGAUUUGUGCAUUGUGUACUUGUUGUGGAGGUGCCAAAGGUCUUUGCUUGCCUUCUCCUUGUUGCUAUGCCAUCAAUUGCAACAUUCCAAACAGGCCUUUCGGUUUCUGUUCUUUCACACCCAAGACCUGUAAUUGCUUUGGAUGCCGUAUCUAACUCUUCCUCUCUAUAUUUUAUAAUUUUAUAAUUAAAAAUUGUUUAAUUAGGGGUAAUGUUUGAUUUUGUUGGGAGUCUGGAUGGGAAAAAGAAUAUCUGUUCUUGAUUUGUUUGCUUAGAAGUUAUGAAAUUUAUUUAUAUUUCCAGGUUAGCUUAUUUCUAUAUCUAGUGGGAUAAUUUUCCAUUGUUUUUUUUUGGUGGAAUAAGCAGUGCCUGGAGAUAGGAUUAGCAUAGUUGUGAGGCAAUUUAGGGAACAUUUUCCUUGUUAAUGGAGCUAUUUGGGGUUCUUAAUGAUAUUUUAUUGACUUUCCAAAACAAUAUAUUAAUGUAAGUGCUCAGUAGAGCUACUGUGAGUGACACUCUGUGACAAGGAUUAAGGUUCAACUCCCAUGUUCUAUUA